Molecule: messenger RNA, 1042 nt
Organism: Podarcis muralis (Common wall lizard)
Lineage: Eukaryota; Metazoa; Chordata; Lepidosauria; Squamata; Lacertidae
Gene: DOLPP1
Product: dolichyldiphosphatase 1
Biological process (GO): protein N-linked glycosylation; lipid biosynthetic process
Cellular component (GO): intracellular membrane-bounded organelle; endoplasmic reticulum membrane
Molecular function (GO): dolichyldiphosphatase activity
Source: RefSeq, a predicted model, not a curated record
GGUGGGCGGGGCUGCUGUACGUUGCGGUGCCCGCGGAUUGGCCAGUGCCUCACCUGCGGGGCACGGCUAUUGGCCGUGCGCGUCUCCCCCUCCGCCCACUCCCAUUUGCCGCCCCGCCCCGUGUGUGCCGCCCGAUUGGCUGUGGCGGCCCGGCCCGGUAUCCGGGUAAGAUGGCCGCGGUAGGAGAGUGCUCGGUCUCUGUUCCGUGGAAGUCGGUUUCCCUCACUCACGUCGAGUACCCAGAAGGUGACUUCACCGGAUUUAUUCUCGCCCAAGCAAGCCUGAGCCCAAUUUUCAUCAUAUUCGGAUUCAUCACACUCAUCGUUUUUAAGAGAGAGCUUCACACGAUCUCAUUCUUGGGGGGCCUCUUGCUCAAUGAAGGUGUGAAUUGGCUAAUAAAGAAUAUUAUCCAGGAGCCUCGUCCUUGUGCAGAAAUCCACACAUCGGUUUUUUCCAAGUACGCCAUGCCUUCCAGCCAUUCCCAGUUCAUCUGGUUCUUCUCCAUUUACUCUUUUCUCUUCCUCUAUUUAAGAAUGCAUCAAACGAACAAUGCAAGGUUCCUGGACUUAUUGUGGAGACAUAUCCUCUCCCUCUGCCUCUUAACCGUGGCCUUUCUCGUCUCCUAUAGUAGAGUCUAUCUGAUGUACCACUCCUGGAGCCAAGUUGUAUAUGGAGGGAUUGUGGGGAGCAUCAUGGCGAUAGUUUGGUUUGCAUUCACACAGGAGAUCUUAACACCAUUGUUCCCAAGGAUAGCUGCAUGGCCAUUAUCAGAGUUUUUCUUAAUCAGAGACACCAGUCUCAUCCCAAAUAUAUUAUGGUUCGAGUACACAGUGACCAGAGCAGAAGCCAGGAACCGACAGCGUAAGCUGGGUACAAAGCUCCAGUGAAUAUGGAAGGGAGAUGUUAGGAACUGGACUGCACGAAUUCUGUAAGACAAAAAAUAAAAAUAAAAAUAAAAAAGCAAGGGCCAGCAUUAGAGAGAGAAAGAGACCUGUACAGAGCUGGAAGUGAAGGAAGGAGUCUGUUAAGAGAUGGACCAAAA